ACCGUGACCACCAACAUCCUGCAUAUUCAUUCGCGUCCUUCGACGUCGGGAAUGCUUUCAGACUAGGGAGCAAUGCGAGGUGGCUAUCAUAUUCGCAUAUCUCUUGAGAAACAAGCUGCUUCAACUUCUGCAUCGACAUCGACUUCAUAUAACCAACGAUCGGGAUCUAUAAGCGACCAAUUCGUUCCAACUUCACUGUUCGAGCCGCUUCCCUCUCACCCUCCUAGAACUACCGCACGUCGAAAUACCGUGCAUCAUCCUAACCAAGGACCUGAAAGCAGUCGAGACAUCGGUAAAUCCCCAGAACGCUUGGAUUUCCGGCUUGGACCACUUCGAGUAGAUUGGGUGGACUUUGAAGAGCCUCUACCGAUGGAAAGUCCGGUGACUAAGAAGAACACUGUCGGCAAAGAAAGAGAGGGGAAAGCAAGAGGUGGACCCGCCACAGCCAGCUUCAUACCUUCUCGAAGCAAAUCAGGUUCUACCAACCUCCCAGAAGGCAUUGUACAUAUCUACCGUGAACCUCCAACAUCUACCUAUGCCAAGGCUGCUUCAGGAUCAGCUUCGCCACCUCUACCUCCGCCCGUAGCCAUCCCUGGAAAGUCGACCGAAUCUGCCGAGCCGGACGGUGUUCUUAUGGGUGUGCUCGCUGUGCCCUCUUGGAUGACACCGUCGGACUUUUUGACCUUUGUGGCGCCGGCAGCAGAGGGCAUGGCUCAUCUUCGAAUGAUUCGUGACUCUGCACCGAACCGCUCACUUGUUGUUAUCAACUUUCGCAAUGAAGCUGAUGCCACUGAAUUCGCAGAGGCAUAUAACGGAAAGGCCUUCAAUUCCAUGGAGCCCGAGAUAUGCCAUGUCGUGCGCAUUCUUUCAGUGACCAUCGAUGAAGCCGAGUCAGCCGGCCAAUCCGUCACGCAGCUAGGUCUACCAGGGACGUCCUAUGAAUUGCCUACUUGCCCAGUAUGUCUGGAGCGUAUGGAUUCUGCAUUGACGGGGCUUGUCACCGUUCCAUGUUCACAUACCUUUCACUGUACUUGUCUCAGUAAAUGGGGCGAUAGCCGAUGUCCUGUAUGUCGAUACUCCCAAACCCUCCUUUCUUCACACCCGUCUUCUGCGAAUUCUCGAUCAUCAGUGCCCAUACCUUUCUCAACACCACCUUCGUCGCAAUGUGUCGAUUGCCCACCCGAUUCACCCUCGAUCUCUAACCUCUGGAUAUGUCUUAUAUGCGGUAACAUUGGUUGCGGCCGAUAUGGCAGAGCACAUGCCCAGGCCCACUACCAACGGACGACCCAUCUCUACGCUCUCGAGCUGGAAACUCAACGAGUUUGGGAUUACGCAGGCGAUGGCUACGUCCAUCGGCUAAUUCAGAACAAAGCUGACGGCAAACUCGUUGAACUUCCUUCCGCAGCUUCAGCUUUGACUAUGGGCGCAAGCGGACGAAGCGACGGCGGAGGCCCAAGCGCCGCAGACGCUUUGAGUGCGGAAAAGAUUGAAGCGAUCGGGAUCGAGUACUCGUAUCUGCUUACUUCGCAAUUGGAUUCCCAACGAACGUUCUAUGAGGAACAAACAACAGAACUUCGCACGCAAUUGACCGAACUUCGCAACAUUGUUGAAACAUUGAAGACGGAAGUCGACGGCGCGAAGCAUCGUGCAAAGGACCAGGAAGACAAGCUCAAGAAGGAGGAAGAGGAACGGAUUGCUGAGAUUGAUCGGGCAAGGAUCAAGGCAGAGAAACGUGCUGAAAAGGCUAAUGGGCUUGCUCGCGCGCUCGAAAAUGAGUUGAAGAGUGAAAGAGCCUUAAGUCAAGGCCUAGUGAAGAAUCUUACCGCGUUAAAGGAGCGCGCAGAAAAGAUGCAAGGAGAGAAGGAGGAACUGAAUUGCAAGGUGACUGAGCUGGAGGAUCAAGUUCGCGACAUCAUGUUCUUCGUUGAAGCCCGCGGAAAACUCCAAGAGACAGAGGCAGCAGGGGGAUCUCUUGAGGUUUCGACGCCUCCGCCAGCAAAGGACAAGAAAAAGAAAGUGUUGUGAAAUAUGUAGCGCUCGAUCUCUUACAAUUGCUUAAUAUUAAUCUUCGGUCCAUCUAUCGGCUCUGGACAUGUUUGCAAAUGACUUUAGGCUGUGGAUUUCCAUUCGUAGGCCUUGUAUUUGAAAAUUUGGCAUUUUGGCAGCUCUAUAGCUUCUUUUCAUCGCGACGUUCAGCUAAGCAAUUCGGUUCCUAUUCCAUCGUCUUUCUUUCCCUCUUCCCCUCUUCCCCUCAUGCCUUCCGCUUUGCUCGUUGCCGUCAUCGUUGUCGCGUUGGCAUUCGCACUGAAGAGAUUAUAUGCAUCGCAAGACCAAACUUCACCUACUC
Messenger RNA from Somion occarium, 2347 nucleotides. The record is from the annotation of a GenBank genome assembly. NCBI's taxonomy places the organism in Eukaryota, Fungi, Basidiomycota, Agaricomycetes, Polyporales, Cerrenaceae.